Molecule: messenger RNA, 1753 nt
Organism: Nothoprocta perdicaria
Lineage: Eukaryota; Metazoa; Chordata; Aves; Tinamiformes; Tinamidae
Gene: RUVBL1
Product: RuvB like AAA ATPase 1
Exons: 11
Coding region: 60-1430 (456 amino acids)
Biological process (GO): regulation of transcription by RNA polymerase II; box C/D snoRNP assembly; chromatin remodeling
Cellular component (GO): R2TP complex; Swr1 complex; NuA4 histone acetyltransferase complex
Molecular function (GO): ATP hydrolysis activity; ATP binding; DNA helicase activity
Source: RefSeq, a predicted model, not a curated record
GCGCCGGGAGCCGUGGUAACGCGCGGGCCGCGUGUGGGGAGCGCGGCGGCGGCCUCGCCAUGAAGAUCGAGGAGGUGAAGAGCACGUCCAAGACGCAGCGCAUCGCGGCGCACAGCCACGUCAAGGGGCUGGGGCUGGACGAGAGCGGCACGGCCAAGCCGGCGGGCGCCGGCCUCGUGGGCCAGGAGAACGCGCGCGAGGCAUGCGGGAUUAUAGUGGAGCUGAUCAAAAGCAAGAAAAUGGCUGGCAGAGCCGUGCUCUUGGCAGGACCUCCGGGAACCGGCAAGACUGCUUUGGCUUUAGCUAUUGCACAGGAACUGGGAACUAAAGUUCCCUUUUGUCCUAUGGUUGGAAGUGAGGUCUAUUCCACGGAGAUCAAGAAAACAGAAGUCCUGAUGGAAAACUUCCGGAGGGCAAUUGGACUGAGGAUUAAAGAGACCAAGGAGGUUUAUGAAGGAGAAGUCACAGAGCUAACUCCAUGUGAGACUGAAAAUCCUAUGGGGGGAUAUGGCAAAACCAUCAGCCACGUAAUUAUAGGACUCAAAACUGCAAAGGGAACUAAACAGUUGAAGCUGGACCCCAGCAUAUUUGAAAGCUUGCAGAAGGAACGAGUGGAAACAGGUGAUGUUAUUUACAUCGAAGCAAACAGUGGAGCUGUCAAGAGGCAAGGCAGGUGUGAUACGUACGCUACGGAAUUUGACCUUGAAGCUGAAGAAUAUGUUCCCUUGCCAAAAGGUGAUGUGCACAAGAAAAAGGAAAUUAUUCAGGAUGUCACCCUGCAUGACUUGGAUGUGGCCAAUGCUCGACCUCAGGGAGGACAAGACAUCCUUUCUAUGAUGGGACAACUAAUGAAGCCUAAGAAAACUGAAAUUACUGACAAACUUCGAGGAGAGAUAAAUAAGGUGGUAAAUAAAUACAUUGAUCAAGGCAUCGCUGAGCUGGUCCCAGGUGUACUCUUUGUGGAUGAGGUUCACAUGUUGGAUAUUGAAUGUUUCACAUACCUGCACCGAGCACUGGAGUCUUCCAUUUCUCCCAUUGUCAUCUUUGCUUCUAAUCGAGGAAACUGUGUUAUCAGAGGCACAGAGGAUAUAAUAUCUCCUCAUGGAAUACCCCUGGACUUGCUGGACCGAGUGAUGAUUAUCCGAACCAUGCUGUAUACGCCCCAAGAAAUGAAGCAGAUCAUUAAACUUCGUGCUCAGACAGAAGGAAUUAAUAUUAGCGAAGAAGCUCUAAACCACCUGGGAGAAAUUGGUACAAAAACAACCUUGAGGUACGCUGUGCAGCUGCUGACCCCAGCCAACCUGCUUGCCAAGAUCAACGGGAAGGACAGCAUCGAGAAGGAGCACAUUGAAGAAAUAAAUGAACUUUUCUAUGACGCCAAAUCCUCAGCAAAAAUCUUGGCUGAUCAACAGGAGAAGUACAUGAAAUGAAAAGCAUUUCGUAAGUUAGAUGCUUUGAAGGGGCUUGAACCCCAAGGCAGGCUAAUUAGCUCAGUGAGAAUUGUUAAUGGUUUGUCUCUUUGGGGACCGAAAAUAUUUAACUGUUGGACUGCUUGCGAGAACAGAGUUAGCUGUCAGGUGUUCCUAUAUUUUUUGUGUACAAUAAGAUGCUCCGUGAUGGCUGUAACACCUUGCUCUCCUUUAAUCAGUAUGUAUGAAAUGGAUAGCUCUGGACCCACCAGUUCUGUUUGCCUCUAGGUUUUGUUACAAAAGUGCUCUCACUGAAGUUGAUGCUUAAGAACAGUUUAUUUUCU